Molecule: messenger RNA, 1200 nt
Organism: Talaromyces stipitatus ATCC 10500
Lineage: Eukaryota; Fungi; Ascomycota; Eurotiomycetes; Eurotiales; Trichocomaceae
Exons: 4
Coding region: 1-1200 (399 amino acids)
Source: RefSeq, a predicted model, not a curated record
AUGUCGACCUCAAGCGGCUUUGCAGAACAUUUUCGGAAUGAAACAUGGGCUUUGUAUGGAGUCGCUGUCUUUGGCACCGUUCUACGAUUUAUUGCUCGUAUUCGACGUCUUGGAAUUCGACAUCUUCAAAUCGAUGACUAUCUCAUGGUGUUUGGAGUGAUAUGGUACACUAUAUUAUGUGUUGCCCUUAAUAAAGUCGCAUCUGGAGGAGGUUCCAAUUUAAUGACGGAAGAGGACAUACAAAACUUGACGCCUAGCAGUUAUGCAGAAAGAGUACGAGGAAGCAAAUGGGUGUUUGUCUCUGAGCAUGCUUUCAUUCUCUGUGUGUGGAGCUGCAAGUCAUGCAUGUUGGUCAUAUAUGCUCGUCUCACAGACGGAUUGGCUCAGAAACGACUUAUUAACUAUUGCGCCAUCUACGUCGGUUUGGGCUUUGUGGCAGUGGAAUUGGCUCUCUUCCUGAGCUGUAUCCCCCUGCAGAAUUAUUGGGCAGUGCCUACGCCAAACCCACAAUGCUCAAGUUACCAGCACUACGAAAUCGUUCAGGCCUGCUUCUCAAUCACUGCCGAUAUCUUCAUGCUACUAGUCGCAAUUCCACUACUGGUCAAAAUUCAGUUACCCCUCAGACAAAAAUUUAUUCUGGUCUUGCUCUUCGGCAUGGGUGUAUUCGAGAUUGUGGCCGCUAUUUUGACCAAAAUCUACUGCUUGGUACCGAGUCUGAUAUCCUAUAUCUACAUGAACUGGUACUUCCGUGAAGCUACCGUCUCAAUGCUCGUCACCAACUUACCGCUCAUCUGGUCUCUGUUGCGUGACAUCUUCCCCAAUCUACUCAACAGCUGGACUGGUGGUUCAAGGAAAGGAGCAGACCGAUACUACCCAUCUAUGCCUUUCAGUUCCACGACCCGAUCCAAGGGAACCCGCACUUACGGCAUGAACAGCCAGGUGCAAUCGACGAAUCCCGCACACUACGACCUGGAGGAAUUCACAUCAAAGACACAGAAAAACAACAGCACGAUGAGUGUUACCCACGCAGAUUCGGACAGCGCAGAUUUGAACAGCGACGACGGUUCCGACCGUGCCCUGCGAAUCCGGCAAGAUAUCACGGUGACUGUCGAAGCUGGACCAAGACAGGAACCUAUUGGAGCAGCUAUAUCACAGCCUCACGGGUGGGAGGUGAAACGUGCCGAGGCGCCACCAUCUUAA